AUUUUAUUAGUUCUUUUUAAUUCUAACUGUUCGGCUAACAAGUAGAUUUUCUGGUUUUAAUUUAUGUUUUCUUAUUAACCAGCAAGGUUUAGCUCCUAUUUGUAGGUUUAUUACCCAUUUGACUGUCCUCUUGUGUGAUUUGCCUGUUCAAAUCACUGAUCAUGUUUUUAUUUAUUUAUUUAUUUUGGUAGCAGGGAUUGAAUCCAAUGGCCCUUUAUCACUGACCUACAUCCCCAAUCCUUUUUAGUUUUUAAGACAGGGUCUCACUAAAGUUACAUAGGGCCUUCCUAAGUUGCUGAGGCUAGCUUUGAACCUGCGAUCCUCCUGGCUUAGCCUCCUGAACCACUGGGAUUACAGGUAGAACCACUGUGCACUGAGGCCCACCUUUCUAGACCUGAAAGCAAGGAGAAGGAGGAAGAGGGUCAGUCCAUGAGUAUCACACUCUGAGUUCCAGCCCCUCCCCUACGACGUGAGCAGCCCCUGCAGAUGGCACCUUUGGAGAUCUUGACAAAGCCUCUUCUGUUUGGGAUGGGGUUUUUGGCACAUUCUCCCAGACUCAGAUGAGAUCCUGAUGGCCACGGAGCAGGAGGGCAGGUGCUGACACCUUCCCCAGCCCCAGCCCCAGCCCCAACCCCAACCGCCGACAUCAUUUCCAACAUCAGUAUCUAAAUGCCACAGUGCUCUUGGGGCAAGUUGGGCUGGGGACCACUGUUGCCUUUUAAGACCAUAAAACCAUGGGAAACGCAGAAAGUCAAAAUGUAGACCAUGACUUUUACGGAGAAAAGCAUGCCAGCUUGGGGCGCAAGCACACGUCGCGCUCGCUGCGCCUGUCGCACAAGACGCGGCGGACCAGGCACGCCUCCUCGGGAAAGGUGAUCCACAGGAACUCCGAAGUGAGCACCCGAUCCAGCAGCACCCCGAGCAUCCCCCAGUCCCUGGCCGAAAAUGGCUUGGAACCCUUCUCCCAGGAAGGCACCCUAGAGGACUUCGGGAGCCCCAUUUGGGUGGACCGAGUAGAUAUGGGCUUGAGACCCGUGUCUUACACCGACUCUUCUGUCACACCCAGCGUAGACAGCAGCAUCGUCCUCACCGCAGCCUCCGUGCAAAGCAUGCCAGACUCGGAGGAGAGCAGGCUUUACGGGGAUGACGCUACGUACUUGGCUGAGGGAGACAGGAGGCAGCAUCCCUAUACAUCCAACGGGCCCACUUUCAUGGAGACUGUGAGCUUUAAGAAGAAACGCUCCAAAUCUGCAGACAUCUGGCGGGAGGACAGCCUGGAAUUCUCACUCUCUGAUCUGAGCCAAGAACAUUUAACAAGCAACGAAGAAAUCUUGGGUUCCGCGGAAGAGAAGGACUGCGAGGAGGCUCGGGGGAUGGAAACCCAGGCGAGUCCCCGGCAGCUCAGCACCUGUCAGCGUGCCAAUUCCCUGGAUGACUUGUAUGCUCAGAAAAACUCUGGGGUGACGGCAAAUGGGGGACCUAGGAGCAAAUUUGCAGGCUAUUGUCGGAAUUUGGUGUCUGAUAUUCCUGAUCUCGUAAACCAUAAGAUGCCACCAGCUGCUGCCGAAGAGACUGCUCCGUACAGUAAUUAUAACACACUUCCCUGUAGGAAAUCUCACUGUCUUUCGGAAGGUGCCACCAACCCACAAAUUAACCAUAGCAACAGCAUGCAAGGCAGAAGAGCCAAAACAACUCAGGAUGUUAAUGCAGGCGAGGGCAGCGAGUUUGCAGACAGCGGGAUCGAAGGGGCCACCACCGACACCGACCUCCUGUCCAGGCGAUCCAAUGCCACCAACUCCAGUGACUCGCCCCCCACCGGCAGGGCCUUCGUGGGCAGCGACAGCGGCAGCAGCUCCACGGGGGAUGCAGCUCGCCAGGGGGUGUACGAGAACUUCAGGCGGGAGCUGGAGAUGAGUACCACCAAGAGCGAGAGCCUGGAGGAAGCCGGCUCUGCGCACAGCGACGAGCAGAGCAGCGGCACGUUGAGCUCCCCGGGCCAGUCCGACAUCCUGCUGACGGCCGCGCAGGGCACGGUGCGCAAGGCCGGCGCGCUGGCGGUCAAGAACUUUCUGGUGCACAAGAAGAACAAGAAAGUGGAGUCGGCCACCCGCAGGAAGUGGAAGCACUACUGGGUAUCCCUGAAAGGAUGCACGCUUUUUUUCUAUGAGAGUGACGGCAGGUCUGGAAUUGAUCACAACAGCAUCCCCAAGCACGCCGUCUGGGUGGAGAACAGCAUUGUGCAGUCUGUGCCCGAGCACCCCAAGAAGGACUUCGUCUUCUGCCUCAGCAAUUCCCUGGGCGAUGCCUUCCUGUUUCAGACCACCAGCCAGACGGAGCUUGAGAACUGGAUCACCGCCAUCCACUCUGCCUGCGCAGCCGCGGUCGCCAGACACCAUCACAAAGAGGACACGCUCCGGCUCCUGAAGUCGGAGAUCAAAAAACUGGAACAGAAGAUUGACAUGGAUGAAAAGAUGAAGAAAAUGGGCGAGAUGCAGCUGUCUUCCGUCACAGACUCAAAGAAGAAGAAAACUAUAUUAGAUCAGAUCUUUGUUUGGGAGCAAAAUCUUGAACAGUUCCAAAUGGACCUAUUUCGUUUCCGCUGUUAUUUAGCUAGCCUCCAAGGUGGGGAGCUGCCAAACCCCAAAAGGCUACUCGCUUUUGCAAGUCGACCAACGAAAGUGGCAAUGGGACGCCUCGGAAUCUUUUCUGUAUCAUCUUUUCAUGCCCUGGUGGCAGCCCGUACAGGUGAAACUGGAGUGAGAAGACGUACUCAGGCCAUGUCCAGAUCUGCUAGCAAGAGAAGGAGCAGGUUUUCUUCUCUUUGGGGUCUGGACACUACCUCCAAAAAGAAGCAGGGACGCCCCAGCAUCAAUCAGGUGUUUGGAGAGGGAACUGACGCUGUAAAGAAAUCUUUAGAGGGAAUAUUUGAUGACAUUGUUCCAGAUGGCAAGAGGGAGAAAGAAGUGGUCUUACCCAGUGUCCACCAGCACAAUCCUGACUGCGACAUUUGGGUCCACGAAUAUUUCAGUCCUUCCUGGUUCUGUCUGCCCAAUAAUCAGCCAGCUCUGACCGUCGUCCGGCCAGGUGACACUGCACGGGACACCCUGGAGCUCAUCUGCAAGACACAUCAACUGGAUCAUUCUGCUCAUUACCUUCGUCUGAAAUUUCUAAUAGAAAACAAAAUGCAGUUCUACAUCCCGCAGCCCGAGGAGGACAUUUAUGAGCUGCUGUAUAAAGAAAUUGAAAUUUGUCCAAAAGUCACUCAGAAUAUUCAGAUUGAGAAGUCUGAUGCAGCCGCUGAUAAUUACGGGUUUUCACUUUCUUCCGUGGAAGAAGAUGGUGUUCGAAGGCUUUACGUGAACAGUGUAAAGGAAACUGGUUUAGCUUCUAAGAAAGGCCUGAAGGCGGGAGAUGAAAUUCUCGAGAUCAAUAAUCGUGUCGCUGGUACCCUCAACUCCUCUAUGCUCAAAGAUUUCCUCUCGCAGCCCUCCCUGGGCCUUCUGGUGAGGACCUACCCUGAGCUGGAGGGAGGAGUGGAGCUGCUGGAAAGUCCGCCCCACCGAGUGGACGGCCCUGUGGACCUUGGCGAGAGCCCCCUGGCCUUCCUCACCAGCAACCCAGGGCACAGCCUCUGCAGCGAGCAGGGCAGUAGUGCCGAGACCGCUCCGGAAGAGACUGAAGGGCCAGACCUGGAAUCCUCUGAUGAGACUGAUCACAGCAGCAAGAGCACAGAACAGGUGGCCGCGUUUUGCCGCAGUUUGCAUGAGAUGAACCCUUCAGACCCCAGCCCGUCUCCUCAGGACACCACGGGGCCUCAGCUGGCCACCAUGAGGCAGCUGUCAGAUGCGGAUAAACUGCGCAAGGUGAUCUGCGAGCUCUUGGAGACGGAGCGCACCUACGUGAAAGACUUAAACUGUCUUAUGGAAAGAUACCUGAAACCUCUUCAAAAGGAGACUUUUCUCACCCAAGAUGAGCUUGACGUGCUCUUUGGAAAUUUAACCGAAAUGGUAGAGUUUCAAGUAGAAUUCCUUAAAACCCUAGAAGAUGGAGUGAGACUGGUACCUGAUUUGGAAAAGCUUGAGAAAGUCGACCAGUUUAAGAAAGUGCUGUUCUCUCUGGGGGGAUCCUUUCUGUACUACGCAGACCGCUUCAAACUCUACAGUGCCUUCUGUGCCAGCCACACAAAAGUCCCCAAGGUCCUGGUGAAAGCCAAGACGGACACGGCGUUCAAGGCGUUCCUGGACAUCCAGAACCCACGGCAGCAGCACUCGUCCACGCUCGAGUCAUACCUCAUCAAGCCCAUCCAGAGGAUCCUCAAGUACCCACUUCUGCUCAAGGAGCUGUUUGCUCUGACGGACGCCGACAGCGAGGAGCACUACCACCUGGACGUGGCCAUCAAGACAAUGAACAAGGUCGCCAGUCAUAUCAACGAAAUGCAGAAGAUCCACGAGGAAUUCGGGGCCGUGUUUGACCAGCUGAUUGCCGAGCAGACUGGUGAGAAGAAAGAGGUUGCAGAUCUGAGCAUGGGGGACCUUCUCUUGCACACCACUGUCAUCUGGCUAAACCCACCGGCGUCUCUUGGGAAGUGGAAAAAGGAGCCAGAAUUGGCAGCUUUUGUCUUCAAAACUGCUGUGGUCCUCGUGUAUAAAGAUGGUUCCAAACAGAAGAAGAAACUUGUGGGAUCUCACAGGCUGUCAAUUUACGAAGAGUGGGACCCCUUCCGGUUUCGCCACAUGAUCCCCACUGAAGCUCUGCAGGUCCGCGCUCUGGCAAGUGCAGAUGCAGAAGCAAAUGCCGUGUGUGAAAUUGUCCAUGUGAAAUCGGAAUCUGAAGGGAGGCCAGAGAGGGUCUUCCACCUGUGCUGCAGCUCCCCAGAGAGCCGAAAGGAUUUCCUGAAGGCUGUGCAUUCGAUCCUGCGAGAUAAGCACAGAAGACAGCUCCUCAAAACUGAAAGCCUUCCCUCAUCCCAGCAGUAUGUCCCUUUUGGAGGAAAAAGAUUAUGUGCGCUGAAAGGUGCCAGGCCAGCCAUGAGCAGGGCAGUGUCCGCCCCAAGCAAGUCUCUUGGGAGGAGGAGGCGGCGACUGGCCCGCAACAGGUUUACCAUUGAUUCUGAUGCCGUCUCCGCCAGCAGCCCGGAGAAAGAGUCCCAGCAGCCCCCCGGUGGCGGGGACACUGACCGAUGGGUAGAGGAACAGUUUGAUCUUGCUCAAUAUGAGGAGCAAGAUGACAUCAAGGAGACAGACAUCCUCAGUGACGAUGACGAGUUCUGCGAGUCCGUGAAGGGCACCGCAGUGGACAGAGACCUGCAGGAGCAGCUUCAGGCUGCCUCCAUCAGUCAGCGAGAAAGAGGCCGGAGAACUCUGGAUAGUCACGCGUCCCGCAUGACCCAGCUCAGGAAGCAGACCGCCCUGUCGGGCAUCAACGGAGGUCUGGAGAGCACCAGUGAGGAAGUCAUUUGGGUCAGGCGUGAAGACUUUGCCCCCUCCAGGAAACUCAACACUGAGAUCUGACUGUGUCGUGUCCCCCAGAGGAUUUGUGUACAUACUUCUCCCACCGCCCCACUCUGCCCGCCCUCCUGUCCCAUCCUCGAGAAUGUCCCCUUAGGUCGCACUCUUGCACACACGGUUCCGGCAGCUGACUCGGUUCUGAAGCCAUGUAGCCACCCGCCUUCGUCAUUCUUAACAACAUCAGAAAGAAUUGUUCAAGCUGGAGUCCUGUCCUCUGUAUAUCAUCAAGGGCUUUUAUUUAUUCCCAAUUAAUCAGGGCCUGCAGAAUCAGAAGAAAUAAUCUAUAGCACUGGAAAGCAGAUCCCCCCGCCCCCAGCAGCUAGGACAGAUUGAUUUAAGGGAUAGCACACACAAAGAGAUGACACACCCCGUCCUGUCUGAAGCCAGUGUCCUAGCUGGGGAAACCACUUUCGAACACACAACGGAACAAGACGAAGUAUCUGUACAGCUUGCAGGAUUCGCCCUCCCUCUCUCUUCUGUGUCUGAGGGUAUCAGUGUACUUUAAGAAUGUGUGAGGAGAGGGUGGUCUCAUUUAUGUCUUGAUGAGCCUUUUAUUUUUUUCUCCUGUUUUGAACUAUGGCUGGUCUGACUCUACGUCGGUGUUUGGAAGCUCUAGUUUUGCAUAGAAUUAUAAAGAUGCCAAACUCUUGUAAAAGAGAUCCAAAUUUAUCACUUGAGAGAAAAAAGAAGAAAAACUAUUUUUUUGUAUUUAACCUGUGAUGCAGGGGCACAAAGAGAUGAGAAUUUUACAGUGUUAGAUGUAACUCUGAGUCUAGAAAUGAGCAUAUAACCUUUUGCAGAGAGUGAGGCAUGGUGACUUUAUAUUUAUACACGAAAAGCCAAGAAGAAGCUCAUGGUAAGGAUAAAUGUUGCUUUUUUAAGAAGCUUUUUUUUUUUUUUUUUUAAUGUUUGAGUCUAUAUUUGAGAUGGGAGUUUGGCUGGGUGACACAAGACAGGGAAUGGGCUGUGUGUGCGUCUGUAGCACAUGGCAGGGGAGGGAGCCUCCUUCGCGUGGGGUUGCCAUGGUGAUCAUUGAUUGGUUUUUCCCAUCAAAACUGCAUCUUCAUCGUAGAUGACCCACCCCUUCCCUGACAGCCCAUAACCAAACCUCUGAACCAAACAACCUCUUCAAAAACAUCUCUUGCAUUUAACACGUUCUUCAUGCCAACAAAACAGGGUAAACAUGCUGAUAAAGCUAACAUUCUAAACAGAUAUCCAAAUAGAAGAACAAAAACAAGUUUUAGCACUUUCAAAUUUUUUUUAAAAAAAAGGUUUAUAGCUUUUUUUUUUUUUUCCUUCUUCCCAUUUCACAAUGUCCACUUCCUAAGAAGGGUUUAAAUAAUAUGAAAACUUUCUUUUUGGGGAAAAAAAAUAUCUAUUUGGUGUUUGACACAUCAGUAGGUACUUUAAAGACCUGAAUUUUAUAGUAGUUUUAGGAAUUAUAUUUUAUAAGAAUCAGUUAUGACUUUAUAUUUCCAGACAAUAGAGAGUUCAGAACAUCUUGCUCCGUGCCCCUGCUUGCUUUUCCCUCUCUCCCAUCCUACGUCCCUCCCCCUUUCGGGUUUCCAGGGCUCUGAGCUUGAUCUUUUGAAAAUUUUAUUCUAUUAAAUUUUUGCUAUAUCUUCUGGUUUUCUUAAAAAGCUUUAGAAUGGUUUCUAUGCCCUUUGUAUCACCGCAUUGUUCCAUAUCAUCUCGGGUUCGAUUGUGUCUGGAUGGAAAACUGAAGCAGAGGCGUCGAAUAGUUGAAUUUACUGGUCCCCCUGCAGCGCGUCCAUGGAAAAUACUGGAGAGUCUGGUGCUUAGAGAGGGUGCCAUUGUCUCUUGUACAUAAGGUCAUGACGUGUCGAUGUCAAAAGUUCUUAUAUAUUUCUUUUAUAAGCUGAAAGAAGGUCUAUUUUUAUGUUUUUAGGUCUAUGAAUGGAACGUUGUAAAUGCCUGUCAAACAAUAAAAAUAUUGAAAAGUA
Messenger RNA from Marmota monax (woodchuck), 7471 nucleotides. It is a transcript of the gene Tiam1, whose product is annotated as TIAM Rac1 associated GEF 1. Gene Ontology annotation, molecular function: protein binding; guanyl-nucleotide exchange factor activity. Gene Ontology annotation, cellular component: cytosol; plasma membrane; synapse. NCBI's taxonomy places the organism in Eukaryota, Metazoa, Chordata, Mammalia, Rodentia, Sciuridae. The transcript has 28 exons. Gene Ontology annotation, biological process: positive regulation of axonogenesis; activation of GTPase activity; small GTPase-mediated signal transduction. The coding region runs from base 735 to 5510 and encodes 1591 amino acids. The record is from RefSeq and is a predicted model, not a curated record.